Molecule: messenger RNA, 602 nt
Organism: Phodopus roborovskii (desert hamster)
Lineage: Eukaryota; Metazoa; Chordata; Mammalia; Rodentia; Cricetidae
Gene: Rnf181
Product: ring finger protein 181
Exons: 5
Coding region: 23-520 (165 amino acids)
Biological process (GO): protein ubiquitination
Cellular component (GO): cytoplasm
Molecular function (GO): ubiquitin protein ligase activity
Source: RefSeq, a predicted model, not a curated record
CCAGCCUGGCACCCCGGCAGCCAUGGCGUCUUAUUUUGACGAGCACGACUGCGAGCCGUUGAACCCGGAGCGCGAGGCCCGCAACAGCAUGUUGCUGGAGCUCGCGAGGAGAGUGCGCGGGGCUUGGAGCUGGGCCCCGGGCAGCAGAUCACUCUUUAAUAGGAUGGACUUUGAGGACUUGGGAUUGGUAGAUUGGGAACACCACCUGCCUCCACCAGCUGCCAAGGCUGUGGUGGAGAGCCUCCCCAGAACAGUCAUCAGUAGCUCCAAGGCUGAGCUCAAGUGCCCUGUGUGCCUUUUGGAAUUUGAGGAGGAGGAGACUGCCAUUGAGAUGCCCUGCCGCCAUCUCUUCCAUCCCAGCUGCAUUCUGCCCUGGCUGAGUAAGACAAAUUCCUGCCCCCUGUGCCGCCAUGAGCUGCCCACUGAUGACGACAGUUAUGAGGAGCACAAGAAAGACAAGGCUCGGAGGCAGCAGCAGCAGCACCGCCUGGAGAACCUCCAUGGAGCCAUGUACACAUAGGCAGCGGUUAGGGCUGAGAGCUCAGCCUCUGGGACAUCUUCCCCUUUGCACUCUGAUCUUCAUUAAAGGUUUCUUUACCCGC